UCGCAUUAUGUACCGGCAUUUAUCCGAAUGAGGUAGUGACGUUUCUCACUAACAAUUUACACGGGGACGUCAGCCUCAGCUGCACCCAAGCCCUGCUAGCCUAGGCGUCAACCGUUGUCAACCGUUGUCAACAGAGAGAAAUAGGAGCUCCCCUCCGUAAUACCAAAAUAUCUAGAAUUGCAGGCCUGUCAAGCUACCACCGAUUAUUAUCUCGGUGAAUUCUUGACAAGAUGCCGAUCCCUCAAAGCCUAAUACCACGAGGCACCUUCAUCUUAGCUAACAAGACCCAUUGUCAAUUUAACUAGGCCUACAACUCUAUGUUCAACAAUGACCCCAACAUCCCACGUCUAAUUGGGAACUUCCCUCUACUCCCCCUCCGCACCAAGACCCGUGGUCCCGCGUACGUGCUACCGCAGCCCAACCCACCGCUUCCUGCCAACGAAAGCCCCGACCCGGAUGCCGAGUCCUACGAUAUCCUAGACGAAGUGAUCUCGCUCUUCCGUGCCAACACCUUCUUCCGUAACUUCGAGAUCCAAGGCCCAGCUGACAGGCUGUUGAUCUACGGCAUCUUAUUUGUGAGCGAGUGUCUCGGCAAGAUUCGCCCUCAGCAUACCCUGAGGGACGCCACGAAGGAGGUCCUCAACACUGCUCUAGACCUCAACUUCGCUAUCCCGGGUGAUCCUGCAUUCCCCCUGAACCAGAUCUACGAGCCACCACGAGACAGGCAGGACGCCGAGCAACUACGACAGUAUCUCUCCCAGGUGCGACAAGAGCUAGCCUCGCGAUUACUAGCGCGAGUCUACGAGGAAGAUGAUAGCAAGCCGAGCAAGUGGUGGUUAAGUUUUACAAAGAGGAAGUUCAUGGGCAAGUCAUUGUAGGGGGGAUAAUAUCUCUACAACACACAGGGACGUAGAAGUAUCGAAUACAAAAGAAGCCUGUUGAGCCGUCAAGUAAGGGGAAUUCUUGUUAUGGGGGUAUCAAUCGCAAAUCUAUGCG
Daldinia vernicosa is the source of this 996-nucleotide messenger RNA. RefSeq names its product ARP2/3 complex, 21 kDa p21-Arc subunit. Bases 318 to 878 code for a protein of 186 amino acids. Gene Ontology annotation, molecular function: actin filament binding. NCBI's taxonomy places the organism in Eukaryota, Fungi, Ascomycota, Sordariomycetes, Xylariales, Hypoxylaceae. The transcript has 3 exons. The record is from RefSeq and is a predicted model, not a curated record. Gene Ontology annotation, cellular component: Arp2/3 protein complex; cytoskeleton. Gene Ontology annotation, biological process: regulation of actin filament polymerization; Arp2/3 complex-mediated actin nucleation.